Messenger RNA from Haliotis rufescens (red abalone), 1473 nucleotides. RefSeq names its product N-acetyllactosaminide beta-1,3-N-acetylglucosaminyltransferase 2-like. Gene Ontology annotation, molecular function: hexosyltransferase activity. Gene Ontology annotation, cellular component: membrane. Lineage: Eukaryota; Metazoa; Mollusca; Gastropoda; Lepetellida; Haliotidae. Bases 17 to 1435 code for a protein of 472 amino acids. The transcript has 2 exons. The record is from RefSeq and is a predicted model, not a curated record.
CACCUCAAAACUAUCAAUGUUUAAAGAGUUAACACCACUGGAUCAUGUGGUCGCCCGGAAGGCCAUUGCAUGUCGCGCGUUAUUCGACGAGACCACUGACGACAGAAGCAGUGCAGACAUGGGUUUUCACACGUCUCACUGGCUGUCACGACGACAUUGUUCCAUGUCCACGGUGCUCCUGCUCACCAUCCUCGUCUACAUCUCUCUGUGGGCAUUGUCAUUGGUGGCUUGGACCAGUCACAGUACAGGAAGUGACGUAGUACCCAUGUCACGUGAUUUAAGUCAUCAAUACUUUGCAAAGCAUACGGUAAAUGGAGAUCCCGCCCAGGGUGGAGGAAAUGGUGGCUUGCCUGGAAACACGUCUUUACCAAAGACAUCAAAAACAGGAUCUGAUGGCACUGGUGGACAGUACAACAAUGAUUUGAUUCUUGGACCUGUAGCUGACCGUCUUGAAUCCACUUUGGAAGAUUUUGACGUAGUAGAUAAAUACCACAAAAAUACACGUUCACUGAAACCUUCCAAGAACAAAACUUCUAAAAUUGGACAUUCAAAGGACGCAUCUAUGUAUUCGUCAGGUGUCAAACAAAGAAGUUCUGACUUCGAAAAUAUCAGAAAAUAUUUCAUUGUUCGUAAAAAUAUGUCGAACUCUUUUGUAAAUCUUCAUCGAUACCAUUUCUCAAUGAAACCAGUGAAGUGUUCUAGCAAAGCACACUUAAAAAUUAUUAUUCUGGUGCAUUCAGCCGUCAGCCAUUUUGAAAAUCGGCAGACUAUCAGACGUUCUCUUCAUGACAAAAGGACUCGCACCGGAAUUCUGUUCGAAUUCGUGUUUUUGCUCGGUCAGACUUUAAACACGAGUCUCCAUCGAAAAUUGACCGCGGAAUCGGAAAAGUAUAAAGACAUUGUUCAAGGAAAUUUUACAGAUUCAUAUCAGAAUAUGACAUACAAACAUAUAAUGGGACAUCACUGGGUUGUGCACGAUUGCAGACAUGUGAACUACGUCAUCAAAAUUGAUGAUGACGUCAUCGUUAAUGUUGAAAACGCAGUGAACUAUAUUUCGACCAAGAAAAUUAAGAAGGGACAAAUAGUGUGCAGUGCCCAUUUAAAAAGUAAGAUUAAAACAUUUGGAAAGUGGCUCCCCAGGAAAAAUCAAUUUCCUUUCGACCACUAUCCGCCAUAUUGUUCCGGAUUUGCAUACUUGGCACCAAUAUCAGUAAUAAAGCGCCUGUAUGUGGCAUCGUCUUCAGUGCGCAUGUACUGGAUUGAUGACGUGUACAUCACGGGUUUGCUGACGCUCGCCACUAACACUACUAUCGUAGCUCUCUCAAAUAUGGAAGCAUAUAAGCACUUAGUAAAAUCCCCAAUACCAACGUUUAUAAUGAAGAAAGCACUGUUCAUAUUCAAUGACCCAGGUUAUUCAUAUGGUCGCUAUUCUUGAUUGAAAACAUGUCCAUGAGAAAUAAACUCCCGGAUGUC